This is a messenger RNA of Manihot esculenta (cassava), 1475 nucleotides long. Its product is annotated as heavy metal-associated isoprenylated plant protein 35. The transcript is spliced from 3 exons. The record is from RefSeq and is a predicted model, not a curated record. NCBI's taxonomy places the organism in Eukaryota, Viridiplantae, Streptophyta, Magnoliopsida, Malpighiales, Euphorbiaceae. Gene Ontology annotation, molecular function: metal ion binding. The coding region runs from base 231 to 1304 and encodes 357 amino acids.
CCCACCAAAAGGAAAUUAAAAACAAAAAGCCAAUUUUUUUAUAAAGAUUUUAUAUCAGUAGCCAAUCCAUCAAUGCUGAUUUACAAUUUCCACCCUAUCAAACGCCAACCUCUGGGUUCCACCUUUUCCUUUCCUCCCUCUUCAAGCCCUUCUACUUCUCACUUAACGUUUCCCUUCUUCUUAAGCGUUCCUGCAUCUUCUCUUUCCCUUCUUAUUCACCUCCUCUCCUAAUGGCAGCAGAAGGGAAGACUACUGAACCCAAACAAGAACCUAAUAAAGUAGUAGUGGAAGCAAACCCAGAACCACCUCUCAAGUACAAGACAUUUGUCUUGAAAGUUUCCGUUCAUUGUGAAGGAUGCAAAAGGAAAGUCAAGAAGAUCCUAACAAACAUCGACGGUGUUUACACCACAGAAAUUGAUUUAAGACAACAAAAGGUCACAGUACUGGGAAAUGUAGAUGCAGAGACUUUGAUCAAGAAGCUGGUGAAGGCAGGGAAGCAUGCAGAGCUAUGGCCUGAAAAAGCUGACCAGAAAGAGAAAAAGAAAAGGAAAUCAAAGAAUAAAAAGGAGAAAGAAAAAGAGAAAGAGAAACAAAGUGACCCAGAAAGCAGUGAUGAAGGAGUUGAAAAAGAGACUGAAACUGUGAAAACUGAAGUAGUACAAAUUCAAGACCCUUCUAAGCCCCCUGAAUAUGGAAGCCCCCUUAAAAACCCAGAGAUUAUUAACGUUGGCAAACCUGGCGAAGGCGCCGCAGCCAGUAAAACCGCCGCUGGUGAACAAAUGAAGGAGGUGAACGUUGAGGUGAAACAACCUGUGUCCUCACCGCUCGAUAGCCAGCCACCGGUGACUGACAAAAAAGGCGUCAGCGAAAAUGAGGGUGGUGCGGAGAAAAGUGGCAGUGGCUGUGGUGGUAGCGGAGGUAAAAAGAAGAAAAAGAAGGGGCAUAAGGGGAAUAACAACAAUGUUGAUGAGGGUGAACAUUGUGGUGAUGCACCAGCAGGCACCGGAUCACCUAGUCAAGGUCAUAGUCAAGGCCCCGUUCAAUGUCCAACCAAUCAAAGCCCUCCACAUCACCACGUGUACCAAUACCCACCACAUUACUAUGCACCUCCUCCAGUGUACUCAGUGCAUUACAACGCAGCGCAACCCAGCACCAGCUACGGUGCAUCAAUCUCAUACGCGUACAUGCAUCCGGGGACAGUGAGCGAACCUCCACCGUCAGAUGUGGACUCAGAUAUAUCACCGCCGUCCGAUUCAUUUGAGAUUUUUAGCGAUGAAAAUCCAAAUGCAUGCUCAAUUAUGUGAAAAUUUGAGAAGAGGCAUGCUACGUGAUGAUAUCAAUCAAAUUGAAGCUUAUACUUCUUGUAUUUGUAUGGAGUAUGGGGUAAAAUUUUUGUAUUGUAUGUAGAUAUAUGAUUGGUAAAAUUAUAAAUAAAUAAAUAAGAGGGGCAACUGAGGUAGCUGAUUUAGCUUUCA